Molecule: messenger RNA, 573 nt
Organism: Triplophysa rosa
Lineage: Eukaryota; Metazoa; Chordata; Actinopteri; Cypriniformes; Nemacheilidae
Gene: hspe1
Product: heat shock 10 protein 1
Exons: 4
Coding region: 129-431 (100 amino acids)
Cellular component (GO): mitochondrial matrix
Molecular function (GO): ATP binding; protein-folding chaperone binding; protein folding chaperone
Source: RefSeq, a predicted model, not a curated record
GGAUUGUAAUGUGGCGCAUGCGCAGUGCGGUUCUAGACAUUUCUUCACGUGGAUCCCAGCACUGAAGUGGUCCAGUGUGAUCGUCUUAUGCUGUUCUGCCGGACGUGUAUUCUUAAAGAUCAAUCAAAAUGCAGGCUUUCCGGAAAUUUCUCCCCAUGUUCGACCGUGUGUUAGUAGAACGGUUAGCCGCAGAGACUGUGACAAGAGGAGGCAUCAUGAUUCCAGAAAAGUCCCAAGCCAAAGUGCUGCAGGCAACAGUGGUAGCAGUGGGACCCGGAACUACCAGCAAGGAAGGGAAAGUAACGCCUGUCUGUGUCAAAGUUGGAGAUAAAGUUAUGCUGCCAGAGUAUGGAGGAACUAAGGUGGUCCUUGAAGACAAGGACUAUUUCCUGUUCCGAGAUGGAGAUAUACUUGGCAAAUAUGUAGAUUAAAGUCUGCUUGUUGUUCUGCCAUCUGUUUCAAUCUGGAGUUAAAGAAAGAAUGGUUGCUCAGUUUUUGUUUCCUUUUUCAAUGUAAUUUGAUUGUAAAUAAGUAUGAUCAUGUUUUGUUACAAUAAAGUAAUUCUGAUGUUUA